AUCCCGGUUUGCUGCGGACGGAGUCACCAACCUCUUUUUCAAUGGAUAAGAAGUAUACUCUUUCAGCCGAAAACCAAUGGUGCACGCGGGAAUACUUUCUCCGAUUCGUAGCCCUUUCGCACCUUCUCAGCACUUCCGCCGGCCCUCUCGACGGCAAUGCCUCGUCUCCCCUAAUUUGACAACCAUGGCGUCUUUGGGUGAUGACCCGAUUCGAGAAUGGAUUUUAACGGAAGGGAAGGCCACGGAGAUUACAAGGAUCAGUCCAGUUGGUGGCGGAUGCAUCAAUCAUGCAAGCCGAUAUGAUACUGAUAAUGGUUCCUUCUUUGUCAAAACUAACGGGAAAAUUGGACCUUCAAUGUUUGAAGGAGAGGCUAUUGGUUUGAAUGCAAUGUAUAGCACAAAAUCAAUUCGGGUUCCUCGGGCAUUUAAGUUUGGACCUUUACCAACUGGUGGUUCUUUUAUUAUCAUGGAAUUUGUUGAGUUUGGAUCAUCUAGAGGAAAUCAGUCGGUUCUAGGAAGAAAGCUGGCUGAAAUGCAUAAAGCUGGGAAGUCAGAUAAGUGCUUUGGUUUUGAUGUUGAUAAUACCAUUGGCAGCACUCCCCAGAUAAACACUUGGUCUUCAGAUUGGGUUGAGUUUUUAUCUGAGCAUAGAUUGGGCUAUCAACUGAAGCUAGCUUUGAAACGGUUUGGAGACAUUGAGAUCAAUGAGAAAGGUCAACAAUUAAUCAAGAAAAUGAAGCCGCUUUUUGAAGGCAUUGUUAUUGAACCCUGCUUACUCCAUGGGGACCUUUGGAGUGGGAAUAUAAGCUCUGAUAAGAAUGGAGAGCCUGUCAUUUUAGAUCCAGCAUGUUACUAUGGACACAACGAAGCUGAAUUUGGAAUGUCAUGGUGUGCUGGAUUUGGUGGAUCAUUUUACAGUUCUUACUUUGAGGUGAUGCCAAAACAGGCUGGUUUCGAGAACAGGAGGGACAUUUACAUGCUCUAUCAUUAUCUGAAUCACUACAAUCUUUUUGGCUACGGAUACAGGUCAUCAGCUAUGUCCAUAAUCGACAGCUAUCUAAGGAUUCUGUAAGCCUGAAUUUAUUUUGAGUUUGCUUAUAACCACUUCAUGAAAUUGAGAUUUUAAGUAUGAAUUAGGCUUUUUGUGUAUAAUAUUUUCAUGCUCAUUCUUCUGUUAAUUUAUUUGGCGCAUGGAAAAUUGGUAAAUUUGAAUGAAUGAAGAUUCAGUGUGAUAGAAUGCUCAACAAAUAGGCUUGUAAACUG
This is a messenger RNA of Phalaenopsis equestris, 1263 nucleotides long. RefSeq names its product protein-ribulosamine 3-kinase, chloroplastic. The transcript is spliced from 9 exons. The record is from RefSeq and is a predicted model, not a curated record. Lineage: Eukaryota; Viridiplantae; Streptophyta; Magnoliopsida; Asparagales; Orchidaceae. Bases 77 to 1072 code for a protein of 331 amino acids.